AUGAAAAAUAGAAUGACCGGACUCGAGCCAGUCCCGGAGAGUAUUGACUUUCCAAAAACAGAAGAGGAAAUUUUAAAAUAUUGGAAAGAAAUCGAUGCCUUCCAGACGAGUUUGAAGCAAUCGAAAGGCAAGCCGCCAUAUGUAUUUUAUGAUGGCCCUCCAUUUGCGACUGGAAAGCCCCACUACGGUCACCUUUUGGCGGGAACUAUCAAGGAUACAGUGACACGUUACUGGCAUCAAAAUGGAUACCAUGUGGAGCGACGAUUUGGCUGGGAUACACACGGUCUCCCAGUUGAACACGAAAUCGACAAGACUAACAAUAUUACUGGACCUGAAGACGUUGAAAAGAUGGGAAUCGACAAGUACAACGCCCUGUGCAGAUCAAUUGUGAUGCGUUACAGUGGCGAGUGGAAGGAUACUGUCGACAGAAUUGGUCGAUGGAUUGAUUUUGAAAAUGAUUACAAGACUCUGUACCCAUGGUUUAUGGAAAGUGUUUGGUGGGUGUUCAAGCAGCUUUUCACCAAGGGCCUUGUUUAUCACGGACAGAAGGUGAUGCCCUUCUCCACUGCUUGUAACACUCCCCUAUCCAAUUUCGAAGCUGGCCAGGACUACAAGGAUGUCAACGAUCCAGCUGUCUCCGUCAGCUUUCCUCUUAGAGAUCAGCCCGACGUCGCUCUUGUCGCCUGGACAACUACUCCAUGGACACUUCCAUCUAAUUUAUCACUCUGUGUCCACCCCGAGAUGGACUACGUAAAGGUUCUUCAAAAGAAAGACGAGAAAAAGCUCAUCGUCCUGGAAGCUCGUCUCUCCGAGCUCUUCAAAAACGACACUGAAUAUGAAGUUCUCGAAAAAUUCAAAGGAAAAACACUCGAAGGCAAAAGAUACGUCCCACUGUUCGACUACUUCGUCGAGGAUUUCCCGAAUGCUCACAAGGUCUGCUGUGAUACUUACGUCACCGCCGACUCUGGUACUGGUGUCGUCCACCAAGCCCCUUACUUUGGUGCUGACGAUUUCCGAGUUGGAAUCGAAAACAACAUCAUUACUAAAGACGGUGUCACCGCUUGCCCUGUCAACAACUCCGGUAAAUUCACCUCUAAGGUUGCCGAUUUCCAGGGACUGCACGUAAAAGACGCCGAUAAAGAAAUCAUCAAAACGUUGAAGGGUAAAGAUCGAGUCAUCAAACAAGGACAGAUCAAGCAUAGUUACCCCUUCUGCUGGAGAUCUGGCACCCCUCUUAUUUAUAAAGCCGUGCCUUCGUGGUUCGUCCGCGUUGAGCACGCACGUGACCAACUUCUCAAGUCCAACGAUGAAACUUACUGGGUGCCAAGUUAUGUGAAGGAGAAAAGAUUCGGAAACUGGCUCAAGAAUGCCAAUGAUUGGUGCAUUUCUCGAAAUCGUUACUGGGGAACCCCCAUCCCUCUUUGGGCUUCGGAAGAUCUUGAAGAGAUCGUUUGCGUCGGCAGCAUCAAAGAACUUGCUGAACUAUCAGGUGUUACUGUUACGGAUCUUCAUCGUGAAUCCAUCGAUCAUAUCACUAUUCCUUCUCAAACCGGCCGAGGUGUUCUCAAGCGAAUUCCAGAAGUUUUUGAUUGCUGGUUCGAGUCUGGCUCCAUGCCCUACGCUCAGAAGCACUACCCGUUCGAAAACAAAAAGCUCUUCGAAGACACCUUCCCCGCUCAUUUCAUCGCUGAAGGAAUCGAUCAAACCCGAGGAUGGUUUUACACGCUCAUCGUGCUCUCUACCCACCUUUUCGGCAAACCCCCAUUCAAAAACGUCAUUGUCAAUGGCUUGGUACUCGCUGAAGAUGGAAACAAAAUGAGUAAAUCGAAGCGAAACUUCCCCGAUCCAAACUUACUGUUUGACAAGUAUGGUGCCGACGCUAUCCGACUGUAUCUCAUCAGUUCCGUAGCUGUUGCCGGUGGCGAUUUGCGCUUUAAGGAACAGGAGGUCAAAGAAAUGAUCCGAGACGUCUUCCUCCCGUGGUACAAUGCCUACAGAUUCCUCGUCCAAAACAUUCUCCGACAUCAAAUCGAUACGAAUAGCACUUUUACCUACGACCCAGCACUUGUUGGAACUUCCGACAACAUCAUGGACAAAUGGAUUCUUUCCUACUCUCAGAGUUUGAUCAAAUCCGUCAAAGAGGAGAUGGAAACAUACCACCUCAACAGAGUCGUUCCUAAGCUCUUGAAAUUCGUCGAUCAACUCACCAACUGGUACGUCAGACUCAACCGACGACGACUCAAGGGUGAAACUGGCGCUGAAGAUUGUGUCCACGCUCUGACCACGCUCUAUACUGUCAUCGAUUGGAUGAACAGGCUCAUGGCUCCAGCAACUCCAUUCUUGACCGAGCAUCUUUACCAGAAUCUCCGACGACUUCAACCUGCCAACAACCAAGACGGUUCGAUCCACUUCCAGAUGAUGCCAGAAGUCAACGAGUCUCUCAUCCAAAUCGACAUUGAACGAGCAGUUUCCAACAUGACAACCGUUGUUCAAAUCGGUCGAGCUCUCCGAGAUCGAAAGACUCUCCCAGAAAAGUACCCGCUUCCAGAAAUCGUCGUCAUUCGACCAGAACAAAUUCAGCUUGACGAGCUCAAGAUCCUCGAAACUUACAUAAUGGAGCAGCUGAACGUCCGCAAGGUCACAUUCUCCGCUGAUCGAAGCGCCUACGGUGUUGAGCUAAAGGCUGAGCCGGAAAUCCCAAUCCUUGGAAAACGACUUGGAAAGCAAGCUAAAGCUCUGUUCGCUGAGAUCCGAAAGAUGGAUACUAAUGCGAUCGAGAAGCUCCGAGCUGACGGAAAGAUGAUUGUUGGUGGCCAUGAAAUCACCAAGGAUGAAAUCAGAAUUCAAUUUAACGCAAAAUCAGAGGGAACUGUCAAAUACGAAGCUGAUUCGGAAGGGUCUCUACUAGUCCUUCUCAAUAUCUCCCUCAGCCAAGAUAUGAUCGACGAAGGAGUCUCGCGAGAAGUCGUUAACAGAGUACAAAAGUUGAAGAAGAAGGCCAAACUUGUCGUAACUGAUGAAGUUACAGUUUUCUACCAGACGCCCAAAGGUUACUUGGAUGACGUCAUCACUUCGCACUUUGAGAAGAUCCAGUCGGCCAUUCGAGCCACUUUUGUAAAGAAUGACUGCCCUGGAUAUGCAGAUAUUGCUGCUACAUCGAAAGAAGAGAUGAAGGGCGAAUUCUUCAAAACCAAGACAGUCCUCAAUCUCCAAGUCGCUCAUGGAACCAUUGACCCCAGCGCACCAGUACCCCUUUGCGUCAAAAAUUCCGCGAGUGCCGGAGUAACGACCCUUUUGGAGAACCCCAAGGGACGGCCAGCGAAGAAGGUUGUAGUGAAAUCUGCCGGCGAUUCUAGCGCGCAGAGCGAUUUUGUCAAUUUGGAAUUUGUUGGAAACGAUAGAUAUGGAGUGGUCCAGGAUCCGAAGGCUGCUGUUGUGUUGAAUAAUCCUGGAUACGAGGUGAAAUCGGUAGAACAAGUCGAAUCCCUUGCCGCGGAUCUCUUCGGCUGGGGUGGCGAUUCUGCCGCGUUGAAGCUUUUUUUCGACAAGAACUGCACAAAACCAGUCAAGGACUUUAACGACCUCAAGAAUGCGACAGUGUUUGUUAAGAAUUUGGCGAAGCCGAUCGCCUAA
Messenger RNA from Oikopleura dioica, 3633 nucleotides. The record is from the annotation of a GenBank genome assembly. Lineage: Eukaryota; Metazoa; Chordata; Appendicularia; Copelata; Oikopleuridae.